Molecule: messenger RNA, 3118 nt
Organism: Osmerus eperlanus (European smelt)
Lineage: Eukaryota; Metazoa; Chordata; Actinopteri; Osmeriformes; Osmeridae
Gene: pld7
Product: phospholipase D family, member 7
Exons: 12
Coding region: 255-2810 (851 amino acids)
Molecular function (GO): catalytic activity
Source: RefSeq, a predicted model, not a curated record
CUUCUGUUUACUUCUGAGUUUUGUGUGUGCGCGAUCUGUAUACAGUCUCCGUUGUUAAAUAUAUUAUGUUGCCAAUAAUUAGCUGCAAUUGGUAACAACAAAGGUGACUACUUGUUUAUUAACUAUUUGAGAAAAUAAUUAGUGUGACGUUGCUAGCCAGCCAACUGUCUAUUACAUUGACAACGUUUGGCUAACACACUAGUUAACAGUACUGUAAUCAGCUUUACUGGGAAUAGAUAAAAGAACAUCCGAAGAUGCCAAUGGAGCUACGAACCAGAUCUCUCCAAAGAAACAGAUCGCCAGCGAGAAGGUCUACCCGUCACAGACGUGGGUUCCCAGGUUCGGAGGACUCGGAGUCUUUCCAGAAGCAAGUGAGUGACUCCGAUAGCGACAAUGAUAGCCGUUCACCUCAGGUACAAGAGGAAGGCGGAGAGAGUGUCUCGCAGGAAGCCACGGGUUUGAAGGAUUGUGCUGUCGUGUUGAACCGACUCAAUCCCGAAGAUGAAGAAAAAGAAGACCUUAACCGAAAAAGUGGAAAACAGCCUGUCUCAAGAAUCCCCACUUUCCAAAGCACGCUAGCCAAGAAAAAACCCACCGGCGGCAUUGAGCCAACUGCUCCAUCUUUUACCAAGAAAGAGGCUCAGAACCAGAUGAGCCAACUCACUGGAAAAUCUAGCAGCAGUGGAGACAUAUCAAAAUCAAAACUGCCAAAUAUGAGAGAAACUACUCUUAUUCCACCAUCCAUGCUGCAUCCAACUAGCAGCUCAGAUCAAACAAUCCCCUCUGGUGAUGUUCCUACGCCGGCUCUACCAAAAAAACAAUCUCCAUAUCCACUGACAGAGGAGGCUUCAGAAGAGCUUCAUUUCAUGACUGUAGACCCACGUCCAGCCCUCAGGGCAGAAUCGGGGGACUAUGUCCCAGACCUACCCGAUGAGGCCCAAUAUUCUAUGACUCAUUACACAAAUGAGAGAGCUCCCUCCCGAACUGCACCAAAAGGCACAGAGGAAGAUUCUAAGGCACAGGUCAUGUCCAGAGCUGAAAAUAUAGAACAUUUGGAGAUGUCUGAUGCUAACGAGAAGGACCAAACAGAUCCACAUCCUCAUCUAUAUUUAGAUGAGGAUGUGGGGGACUGUGAUGACAUGCCUCCCUGUAAGGUGGAUGGAUCUCUGGACAUUGAAUUUGUGUUGAAGGACUGUGCUUCUGACUCCACCUGCCUUGAUGAGCCUGUCAUUGAGAAGCCCAGUGUGGAGAGCCUCAGUGUGCCUGAGCCGGCUCGUGAGACUCAAAAGCAACCUGUCAACCAUGGGAAUGUUUCUGAAACACCUUGUACAGAUACUACAGGGAUCCUGUCAGCAGCUGGGAAAACAUCCGCAACCAGAAAAGCACAGACAUCUGGCUGCUGGAGUUUUUUACUCUUCUGCCUAUUACCUUCUACUCUGCUUCUUGUUGGUGGGUUGGGUCAGCAUGUGUGGCACUAUGGGCCUCCAUUGUCAGUGUCACACUUAGUGGCUCAGUUGCAGCUCCACUGGUUGGAGGGAUUUUUGAUGUCACAAGAGGUGUGCAGCACAGAUUGUCGUGUCCAUCUGGUUGAGAGCAUCCCUCAGGGUCUCUAUCCAUCAGAAUCCUCCACACUCUUACCAAGCAUCUACAACACCUGGAUUGAUCUGCUAAAGAAGGCAAACCGCUCUGUCGACAUAGCUGCCUUCUAUGUCACUCUUAGAGACACUGACCAAGGUUUCACAGAGCCUACUACCUCACAGGGUAAAGACGUAUUUAAAGAGCUGAUGCAACUUCAGUCCAGAGGGCUGAAACUUCAGAUAGCUGUCAACGGUCCUCAGUCUUCCACUCAAGACGCAUCUGAUUUGGCUGCAACAGGUGCAGAGGUCAGAGAGGUAGAUCUCCAGUCCAUCACAGGAGGGAUCGUCCACACCAAGUUAUGGGUGGUUGAUCAGAAACACCUUUACCUUGGGAGUGCAAACAUGGACUGGCGUUCCCUUACACAGGUGAAGGAAGUUGGAAUAGCUGUGGAGGACUGCAGCUGCCUGGCUCAGGAUGCAUCGCGGAUAUUUGGGAUCUACUGGAGCAUAGGCGCUCAGAAGCAUGGCUUUCUACCUCCCUAUUGGCCUGCUCGCUAUUCUGCCCUGUCUAGCGCCGAGCACCCCCUAACUCUGAAGCUCAAUGGAGUCCCUGCUCAAGUCUAUCUGUCUAGCGCUCCUCCCCAGAUAUCUGCACGGGGGCGCUCAGACGACCUCACCGCCAUUCUGUCUGUCAUCGCAGACGCUCAGAAGUUUGUUUACAUCUCAGUCAUGGAUUUUCUUCCCCUCUCAGAGUUCACAAAGCCCAUCAGGUUCUGGCCUGCAAUUGACUCUGCUAUACGGGCUUCGGCAUGCACCAAGGGAGUCGAGGUAAACUUGCUGGUGAGCUGCUGGGCGCACUCCCGAAGCUCUAUGUUUGUCUUCCUGCAGUCUCUGACUGUCCUCAACACCCCCCCCCUGAAGUGCAACAUCAACGUGAAAGUCUUUGAAGUGCCCUCCACGCCUGAGCAGAAGAAAAUACCAUUUGCCCGUGUUAACCAUGCCAAGUACAUGGUUACAGACAGAGUUGUCUACAUAGGGACUUCAAACUGGUCAGAGAACUACUUUACUCAGACUGCAGGUGUGGGAUUGGUGGUGAACCAUACUGGUUCUGGGAUGAGUGAAGGCCAGAGCACUUUGCAGAGCCAACUGCAAGAGGUUUUCCAAAGGGACUGGACAUCUGAGAAUGCUAGACAUCUGUCAAAUGAGGAUGUCAAGAACUGUGGAAGACGAUGAACAAUAUUAUGCCAGCAAAAACAAACUAUGUUGGCUUUCUCCUAUACUGUAGUUGACAUCGGUAUCGUUGUAAAGUUGCUUUACAUUGUCUCUUCACGUCAUCUUUUAUUUUAUUUUUGGUGCUUUUUUCACAAUUGGUGUUUUACUGUAUACAUGUUUCCAUACAGCUAUUAUGUCAUUUUUUAUACACUUUAUUUUUACAGAUGUAAUUCUUCACCAUUCUUCUUCAGCUUCUUUGACGAUACCUUAUGGCAGGUGUACAAUGUACUUGUGUUUAAAUCUAAUAAACUAUUUCUGUGUUUGAGAAA